This is a messenger RNA of Siniperca chuatsi (mandarin fish), 5558 nucleotides long. RefSeq names its product adenylate kinase 9 (gene ak9). Lineage: Eukaryota; Metazoa; Chordata; Actinopteri; Centrarchiformes; Sinipercidae. Gene Ontology annotation, molecular function: AMP kinase activity; ATP binding; nucleoside diphosphate kinase activity. Gene Ontology annotation, biological process: AMP phosphorylation. Gene Ontology annotation, cellular component: mitochondrion; cytoplasm. The record is from RefSeq and is a predicted model, not a curated record. The transcript is spliced from 36 exons. The coding region runs from base 235 to 5451 and encodes 1738 amino acids.
CGACAAACUUACUUUCAAGCCAUAAAGUAGCUAGCGGUAGCAUUAGCUAACAGCUGUCUACAAUGUGGAAAGUCAAACCCCCCCUCUCUUUAGUUUGUUAGUCGCUAUGGUAACCGUAUUCUGUGACUAUUAAUCUUGGAUAGCUAACGUUAGGUUACAUAAAGCUAGGUAACGUAGUUAAUGCUAGUCAACAAACGAUGAUAAAGGUUUAACGGGUAAAAAAACGGACAAAGAAUGCCCCAAAGCAACACUCAAAUAGACAGUUUGGUGGACAACCUAAUAGAAGAUGAGGCUGAGAAAGAGAGUCUUCUUGCCAAACCAACCUGCUUCAUCAUAAUUGGAAGACCGGGUGUGGGCAAAUCCACCUUGGCUAAAAAAGUUGCAGAGUCUUGGAAGUGUAUCUUAAUUGAUGAUACAGAUGUGCUCAACACACACAUUAAAAAUAAAACAAAGCAAGGCAUAGAGCUCUUGAAUAUCUUAUCUGGGGGGAGAAGUAUCCCAGAAGACAUGGUGCUCCAGCUGAUUCUUGCCAGGCUUAACUCACCAGACGUGGAGCACUAUGGUUAUGUACUGAGCUGCCUGCCGUUCAUGUCAGAGAAGUGUCUGAAGAUUCAUCAGCAGAUUGAGCUGAUCAAAAACCUCAAGCUAACACCUGAUUUCAUCAUCAACAUCAAGUGUGCUGACAAGGAUCUGGUCCAUAGGCUGUCAGGUCUGAAGCAGCACCCAGAGACAGGGCAGCUGUACAACAGGGAUCAGUGGAAGCGUGAGGAGGUGUUUCACAAGAAGAAGGAGAACAAGGAAGAGGAAGUGGCGGAUGAGGAGGAGCAGGCUGGGGAAAAGGAACUCCAAAAGGAUAUUAUUGACCAGAUGGUGUGGACACCAGAGAAUUUGGCCAGAAAUGCCUUUUCUAGAAUCGACAUAUACAAGGAUACCAUGCUCAGGCCACUAGAGGACUAUAUGACGGCCCACAACCCCCUCUACCUGUUGGAGCUGGAUGGAAACAACACAACUGAAGAGCUGCACUCGUCUGUAAUGUCCCGUCUUGGAUGCAUGGCAAUAAAGCGAGUCUCCGUUCCAGUCCUCCUCCACCAGACUGAUGAAGAAUUGCCAGAGGACAUUAACACGGAGGACCUACUGAGAAUGAUGUCAUCCUUCGGGGCAGUGGCCCCUGGCUUUAGAUGGAGAAGGAGCCGCUGGGGCCGAACUUGUCCUGUUGCUCUGAAGGAGGGCAAGGUCAUUCCUGGCAAGCCUGAAUUAUGUGUGGGCUUCCAGGACAAACUGUACAUCCUCUCAUCUCAGGAGGCCUACCAGAAGUUUGUCACAAACCCACGGCGGUACUUACUUCCUCCGAUGCCCAGGCCUCCUUGCAAAGUUUCCAUCAUUGGACCCCCACAGGCAGGGAAGAGCACUCUAUGUAAGCUUCUAGCUCAGCACUACAAUGCAUUAGUGCUUGAUAUGGAGGUAUUGGUGCAGCCGGUUCUGGCCAGCGUUGAGCAGGAGAGGCUUGACAAAAUCAAAGAGGAGACAACACAGGUUGCUAUAGAGAAAAUCAAGAUGACGAUGGAGCAGGAUGGCGUACAGAAUUUGGUGACAGAGGAUAAUCCAGGGGUACAAGCCAUGGUGCUCACUGCAUUGGAAGAAGCCAAACAUAUGAGCACAUCUCCCUUCAGCCUGUAUGCCGAGGUACUGGAGAAGCAUAUAAAAGAGAUUGAAGAGACUGACACUGAAGAGGCUGACACUGACGUAUAUGUCAGGGCUGGCUGGGUGCUUGACAACUUUCCCAAGAAUGUUCCCCAGAUGAAUGCCUUACAGCAAGCAGCAAUCCUGCCAGACAUCCUCUUCUGUCUCAGUGACAGUGAUGGAAAUCAGGUAUUGAAGAGAUUGUAUGAAAUGAACAAGGACAGCGUGGACAAAGCAGUGAGGAAGAGAUUGCAAGACGAACAAUCUGAGAAGGAGAAACAGGCCUUAAAUCAGAAGGAGCAAGAAUCAGAGGUAGAAGCCAAGCCUGCAGAACUGCAAACAAAUCUAGAGACAGUUGUCGAAGAGGCCGAAGAAAAUCCUGAACAAUAUGACACCACCAGCCUUGCACAUCCUAACAUAAUCAAAAAGGAAGCUGUGGUGCUACCUGAUCAUUGGGAGUUGGGUCAUCCAGACGGCCCAGAGAUGAAUGACUAUAAACUGCAACUGCAACAGUUUGUUUCCGAAUGGGAGCAAAUCCAGUCCACUUUAACUAUCGCCCACUCAGUACUGGAAAUUGGCGGCAAAAGCCCUGAGGACCUGCUUCAAGAGAUGAUCCUUCAGAUGGAGAAACCCUUUCAGUAUGUGUCCUGGGAGCUGUCAGCGGUGGACCUGGACGAGGAGGCAGAGGAUAUCGGGGCCUUAGCUGAGCUGGAGAGAGCCGAAGAAGGCAGCAGUGACAACAACGCAGAGGAGAACUAUGAACAGGAGGACACAACAGCCAAGAGAUUAUUAGGUGAUACCCAUCAUUUCUGUCCCGUGGCCUUAAAAAAACAUAAUAUCCUGUGGCCCUGUAUGGACGAAAUUGCAGCCAAGUACCGUGAGAAGACCUUCUACUUCUCAAGCCUAGAAGCCAGGGACGCCUUCCUUCAAAACCCUGCACAAUUUGUUGCACAGACUGAGCCUCUCAAGCCUCCUGCCCUGCGGAUCUUUUUGCUUGGCUCCCGAGGGUCAGGCAAGACCACUCAUGGUGAGUGGCUUGCCCAGCAGCUUGGCAUCUUCCAUAUUCAGUUCAGGGAGCAACUCCAAAUGCUCAUCAUGGCCAAAACAAAGAAGAAGGUACCUUAUGCUGAUGAGGUAGCAUCUUCAGAGGAGUCUCCUGAGGACUUGGAGGCCCUGAUAAAGCAAGCCAGGGGGGAUGACGAGAAGGAGACGGAGGAUACCUCUGCCAACAUGAAUGACAUGGAGCAACAAGUGGUACUGACUGAUGAGGAAAAAGCCAUCAAAGCCUACCUGUCUGAUGGAGAUCCAUUGACUCCAGAGAUCCUGGAUAUGGUUAUUGCACCAUACUGGAAACAGGAACCAUACAUGUCUACAGGUUUUAUUUUGGAGGGCUUCCCUCACAAUCCUGUUGAGGUGGAGUACAUGUUGCAGGGACAUCUUUUCCCUGAUGUUGUGGUAAUCAUGGCGGUGGAAGUGUCGGAUGUUCAGAAGCGUCUGUUGCCGACAUACCUGGAGAAUUGGCGUGAGCGCCGCAACCAGCGUGAAGCACAGCUGAACCUCCUUCGUGAUCUACGUAAGAAGAACCGGGAAGAGAACAUUGUCAAGAGAAGGGCUGAACUCAUGGCAGAGCAAGGCGAUCAGGCAUCAGGCAAAACAAAGUUCAGGUAUCGUGAGGAUGAAGAAGAAGAUGAAGAGGAUGAAGCUGCAGGCAACAAAGAGGAUGAGAUAGAGGCCAUGCUGGAGGAGGAGUUUCCUGUAGAAGAGGAUAACGAAGACACAGAGAAUGAGGAGACUGAGGAGGCAGCAUCUGAGAGGCUGGAGAUGGCUAUAGAAGAGCGUUUUGUGACAGAUGAAAACAGGCUUGUUACUGUGACGGAGCUCUUGAGUGAACAAAAAAUACCCAAAGUGUCAAUCAGUGCAUCUCGCAAGCUCCGGAUCGUGCAGCACCAGCUGCUCCAGAAAAUCCUGCCCCUGCUGACCAAUCGGGAGUCACUCUUCCAAAAAUGCCAACCCAUCUCAUACAGCCUGGCACAUCAGCUGCUGCUCUCCUCGUACAAGCUCCACAGUGCGUUUGGCUGCUGGGACCCCAUAAAGCAAUACAAAGAGAGAGAUUUGAUUCAGCCUCUGCAGUGGCCUCUCAAUACCACAUAUCCCCUGAUCUUCCAUCAGUAUAUCUACUUCUUUGCGUCCAAGGAGAACCGCAACACAUUUAUGCUGAACCCCUUGAAGUACCUUAGGCAGCCAAAGCCCACCCCGUCUCUUCCUGUUAAAAUGGCUGUUGUUGGACCACCCAAAUCUGGAAAAACCACUGUAGCACAGAUGUUUGCUCAGAAAUAUGGGUUGGCACGGCUGUCCAUUGGCGGUGUUAUGCGCAUGGUGCUUAACACUCAGGAGCACACUGAUCUGGCUGUCCAGAUGAAAAAGCAUCUCUCCCAGGGACUCGUUGUGCCUGAUGAACUGGCCAUUCAGUGUCUGGAGGUGGCACUCAUGAGCUCUGUCUGCAGCAAUCGAGGGUACGUGUUGGAUGGCUUUCCGAAGACACUUAAGCAGGCAGAGCUAAUGGGGUCUCAGAGCAUCAUCCCCAUGAUAGUAGUUGAGCUGGGGCUGGACACAGUGGAGGUGCUGAGGAGAGGCCUUGUGGACAAGAUGAAGCCCAACAAGCCUCACCUGAUGCACGACAGCUCCGAGAUCCUCCAUGUGUGUAACUCCUGUUACAAGCAGGAGAUGGAGCAUGUGAGGCAACACUUCCAGCAGCAAUAUCAGAACUGGAUCCUGCUCGAUGGCUUAAAGAGCCGAUGGUGGAUCUGGAACAGCAUCAUAAAGGAGGUCACCAUCAGCAUGAGAUAUAUCCACAGCUACCUGGAGAGGACGUACAGCAGGCAAGCAGCCUGUAUCAACAGACUGUGCAUCGCACCCAAGGAGCUGCAGUAUCGGCUUGGAGAGUUUGCCCAGUACUGCCCGGUCUGCUUGGCUCUACAUUACCACCUGGUGGACUGCUCAGAAAGUGCAGCCUUAACUCAUGCGGCUGAGUACAUGGGACACUAUUACAAGAUGUGUGGCGAAGACCAUUUAGAGCGGUUCCUGACCACCCCAGAUCAGUUUGUGACUCCUGGCUGCCCACACACUCUCCCACAACCCCACCUGCUGCCAAGAAAGCUAACUGAGAGUCAGGUGAAGAACAGGUUCCCACAGCAAGUUGAGAUGAAGGGCUUUUGCCCGGUCACUUAUGUGGAUGGAAAGCAAAGGUAUGAAGCCCUGGUUCGAGGAAAGAUGGAAUACGCUGUGGAAUACAGAAAACAGAUCUACAUUUUUGAGACAAAGCAGAAACAGGACAAGUUUUUGAGGAUUCCUGAAACCUACUGGGACCAGAAGUUGCCCAGUAAAGUUCCUCCUCUUUGUGAGCCUGUGCCCCUCACCUCCCUUCCAACGUUGGGCUACCUGGAACAGGGUGUGGCAGUAGCAGUCAUUAAGGCCAUGACAGCUGUUGGGUGUCUCAAACCAAAGUAUCCCUUCCUCAGUAUACAAAGAUCAGCACUCCUCUAUGCGGCCUUCUAUCUGAAAGCUUUCAACCACAAGAGCAAGGACUACACACGCCAGAAGUACAAAAAAAAGCUGGCCUUGUUUGAAGAGAACUGUGCGCUCAUUCCCUACCUGAGCUCAACGAUGAGAGGGAACUACAGACCUCCCAGUGAACGUCCCAUUGACUUUGAGUUCAAACUGAAUAGGUUCCUGGCCUUAGGAGACUUGCCAGGAGCCAAUGGUGUACUGUAGCUGUGCCUGUUUUGAAAGCUUGACUGCUUCCUGCUAUUUUAUAUUGUGUGAAGAACUGUGUGACAACAUGUAAUAAAGCACCCCUCACUGUCAGGGGUGGAAAAUUA